Lactuca saligna is the source of this 1116-nucleotide messenger RNA. NCBI's taxonomy places the organism in Eukaryota, Viridiplantae, Streptophyta, Magnoliopsida, Asterales, Asteraceae. The record is from the annotation of a GenBank genome assembly.
AUGGAUCUUAGCAUGUGGUUACCUACAUGUCAACCUCCUCAUGCCUUGGUUACUUUUGGUUUUGGUGGGAAGUUGAUUGUGAUGAAGGAUACAAAUGGUUCCACAUACCCAUUGAAAAUCAGGAGUGAUAGUGAGUUCCACCCUCAAGAUGGUGUCAUUAAAAUGUCCAAGACUGGACCCGGCACCCGCACCAAUAAAACCAAGAAACAAAGAGUUCCUGGUGUUCUUUCUCAGAUGAGAUCUAGCUUUCAGGGUAACCAAUUCCCUCUAGCAGUUGAAGCUGCUAGAAAAGCUCUUAUUCGCAGUAGAAACUUCAUGCGGAAUCAACCAAUGACUUCAUAUAGACCAAGGCAAGUUGUUUUUUUCUUUAAUAACAAGUUGUGGGCUGGUGUACAAAAUAGGGGUGCUACAAAUGGAGACUUUGCUGUUAAGCUAUUGAACUACUCACAUCCUGUCUUCCCAUUGAAAAUCAGGAGAGAUACUGAGUUCCACCCUCAAGAUGUUGCGGGUGAUUGGUUGAACAUGUGCUGCAACAUUAAGCUUUGGGAAUUGGCUUUCUCUGCUAACUGGGCCCAUCCUUUUUCAAAUCUAGCACCUGAUGCUUUCCAGCCACUCCAAUCACCUUUUCAUAACAAAUAUCAUUCAUCAACUGAAAUCUCUGCAAUGGCUUCUUUACUAUAUGGAGAGAAUGCAGAAGAAGCUGCUGCAUCGGCUGAUUGGAAAUUCCCUAGAUGUAGAGGAAUCUGUAAUUGCAUUUUUUGCAUAAAGGACACCCCGGAUGUAGCGGUUACUAGACCAUUUGCAUCUGCAAAGAAAGACACUUCUCAAUAUGGCGAUUAUGGAGCUUUUGCUAACUGCUUGCAACAGUUGCCACCAGAAGGACAAAUUUGUAACCCAGAGUUGCAUUUGGAACAUGCUAGCAAUAACUCUCUUCCUGCAAAUGGUAACGACUCAAUAACACAAAAAUUACGAGUUACCAACAUUCAACAUGGCAAGAAAGGUGCUUUAUGUUUUGAUGCUAGCAUUGGUCAAGGGGGUACUACUACAAGGAAGGUGCUUCAUUACACACUUGCUUACAACAAUGUACACAAAUUAACUAAGAAAAUAGCAAUGUAG